Messenger RNA from Cucurbita maxima (winter squash), 3961 nucleotides. Its product is annotated as structural maintenance of chromosomes protein 4. Gene Ontology annotation, molecular function: protein binding; ATP hydrolysis activity; ATP binding. The record is from RefSeq and is a predicted model, not a curated record. Gene Ontology annotation, biological process: mitotic chromosome condensation. Gene Ontology annotation, cellular component: chromosome. Lineage: Eukaryota; Viridiplantae; Streptophyta; Magnoliopsida; Cucurbitales; Cucurbitaceae.
AGCUUUUUUCUCAUUUGGAAAGGGGAGGGAAGCUCAGACUAUGGUUUGCGAAGUGGCGGAUGAGAUCAUGGCGGGAAGUGCUGAUUCUUCCGCUGGAAGAUCCAGAGGUCCGAGGCUCUUCAUUAAGGAAAUGGUUUUGAGAAACUUCAAAUCGUACGCCGGUGAGCAGCGCGUUGGACCCUUCCAUAAGAGUUUUUCUGCGGUGGUUGGACCCAAUGGCAGUGGAAAAAGUAAUGUAAUCGAUGCUAUGUUAUUUGUCUUUGGCAAGCGAGCGAAACAGAUGCGACUCAACAAAGUCUCAGAGCUAAUUCAUAAUUCUACCGAUCACCAAAAUCUAGAGAGUGCAAGUGUUUCAGUUCACUUCGAAGAAAUAGUUGAUUCGGAUAAUGAGGAAUAUGAAGUUGUUCCUGGAAGUGACUUUGUUAUAACCCGGGCUGCCUUUCGUGAUAACUCUUCUAAAUACUAUAUUAAUAAUCGUGCAAGUAACUUCACUGAAGUUACCAAAAAAUUGAAGGGUAAAGGAGUUGAUUUGGACAACAAUCGCUUUUUAAUUCUUCAGGGUGAAGUCGAGCAGAUUUCACUGAUGAAGCCAAAAGCUCAAGGACCUCAUGAUGAGGGAUUCCUUGAAUAUUUGGAGGAUAUAAUUGGAACCAUCAAAUAUGUUGAAAUGAUUGAUGAGUCAAACAAGCAGCUUGAGUUCCUCAAUGAAAAACGUACUGGAGUGGUGCAAAUGGUUAAGUUAGCUGAGAAGGAAAGAGAUGGCUUGGAGGAUGUCAAGAAUGAAGCAGAAGCCUACAUGCUGAAAGAAUUAUCACAUUUAAAGUGGCGAGAGAAAGCCUCUAAACUAGCUCAUGAAGAUACUAUAAAGAGAGUGACUGAACUUCAAGAUGAAGUGUUCACCUUAGAAGCAAAUCAGAAAACUGAGCGGGAAAAGAUUCGUGAAACUAGCAAGGAACUGAAGGAACUUGAAGCUGUGCAUGAAAAAAAUAUGAAGAGAAAAGAGGAAUUGGAUGAUGACUUGCGAAGAACCAAGGAAAUGUUUAAGGACUUUGAACGUCAGGAUGUUAAAUACCAUGAGGAUUUGAAGCACAUAAAGCAGAAGAUUAAGAAACUUAAUGAUAAGUUUGAAAAGGAUUCUACAAAAAUUGACGACUUAAGAAAGGAGUGUGAAGAAUCAACAAGCUUGAUUCCGAAGCUUGAAGAAAGUAUUCCACAAUUGCAAAAACUUCUUUCAAAGGAGGAGAAUAUAUUGGAGGAGAUUCAAGAAAAUUCAAAAGUUCAAAUUGAGAUGUACCGCUCAGAGUUGGCAAAAGUUCGUGUUGAAUUAGAACCUUGGGAAAAGCAACUGAUUGAGCACAAGGGAAAACUUGAAGUCGCACGUACUGAGAGUAGACUAUUGACUGAGAAGCAUGAAGGUGAUCGUGUAGCUUUUGAUGAUGCUCGCAAGCAGAUGGAUAACAUACUGAAAAGCAAAGAAGAAAAGUCUUCUAGCAUUGAACAAAUUAAAAAUGAGCUUAAAGAGAGAAAGUUGGAAUCCUUGAAAGCUCAAGAAGAAGAACAAGAGUGCAUCAAGGAACAAGAAACACUUAUUCCUUUAGAACAGGCUGCUAGGCAGAAGGUUGCAGAACUUAAGUUUGUUAUGGAUUCAGAGAAAAGCCAGGGAUCGGUCCUUAAAGCAAUUUUGAAGGCGAAGGAAUCUAAUCAAAUUGAGGGUAUAUAUGGGCGAAUGGGUGAUUUAGGUGCUAUUGACGCAAAGUAUGAUGUUGCGAUAUCAACCGCUUGCCAUGGACUUGAUUAUAUUGUUGUGGAAACAUCUAGUGCUGCACAAGCAUGCAUUGAGUUGUUGCGAAGGGAAAAUCUUGGUGUUGCAACUUUCAUGAUAUUGGAAAAACAGGUCGAUCAUUUGUUAAAGAUGAAGGCCAAGGUUAGCACUCCCGAAGGGGUUCCUCGCCUUUUUGCCAAGGAUCUUGAGCAGGCAACACGAAUCGCAUAUGGUGGUAGUAGAGAUUUUCGACGUGUUGUUACUCUUGAUGGUGCCUUGUUGGAGAAAUCUGGAACCAUGAGUGGUGGGGGAGGUAUGCCUAGGGGUGGUAAGAUGGGUACAUCAAUUCGAUCUGCCAGUGUUUCAGGAGAAACAUUUGGAAAAGCUGAGAAAGACCUUUCAGAAAUGGUUGAUGCACUGAGCAAAAUUCGCCAAAGAAUUGCUGAUGCCGUGCAACGUCACCAAGUGUCAGAUAAAACAGUGGGACAGUUAGAGAUGUCAUUAGCAAAAAGCCAACAGGAGAUUGACAGUUUGACUUCACAACAUAGCUAUCUUAAAAAACAAUUAGGUUCCCUUGAGGCUGCAUCGAAACCAAAAGAUGAUGAGCUCAAGCGAUUACGGGAGCUAAGGAAUAUUAUCUUGGAAGAGGAGAAAGAAAUUGAUAGACUUAUGCUAGGCUCCAAAACGCUUAAAGAGAAGGCUUUAGAACUUCAGAGUCAGAUAGAAAAUGUUGGUGGUGAAAGAUUGAAAGCUCAAAAGUCCAAAGUGAAUAAGAUUCAAUCUGAUAUUGACAAGACCGGAACAGAUAUCAAUCGCUAUAAAGUUCAGAUAGAAACAGGCCAAAAAACAAUUAAGAAAUUGACAAAGGCUAUUGAAGAAUCAAAAAAGGAGAAGGAACGACUUGACGAGGAGAAAAUUAAUUUGCAGGGUAAAUUCAAAGAAAUAGAAGUGAAAGCAUUUGCAGUUCAUGAGAAGUUCAAAGAGAUAGAAAAGCUUAUUCAUCUGCACGAAGAAGUCUGCGACACAUCCAAAUCUAAUUAUAAUAAAGUGAAGAAGACUAUGGAUGAACUUAGGGCAUCAGAGGUUGACGCUGACUACAAACUACAAGAUUUGAAGAAGUUAUACAAAGAAUUAGAGCUGAAAGAGAAGGGUUACAGGACAAAGCUUGAUGAUUUGCAUGCUGCUUUAGCAAAGCAUAUGGAACAAAUUCAUAAAGAUCUUGUUGACCCCGAGAAACUUCAAGCAACUCUUGAAGAAGACAAUGUUGAGUGUUGCGACCUGAAAAGGGCUCUUGAAAUGGUAACGCUGCUGGAUACACAACUAAAAGAAAUGAAUCCGAACCUUGAUUCAAUCACCGAAUAUCGAAGAAAAGUGGACGUGUAUACUGAAAGAGUCGAGGAUCUUAAUACAGUCACUCAGCAGCGCGAUGACAUGAAAAAGAAAUAUGAUGAAUUAAGGAAAAAAAGGUUGGACGAGUUCAUGUCAGGAUUUAAUGCUAUAUCUUUGAAGUUAAAAGAAAUGUAUCAGAUGAUCACACUUGGAGGCGAUGCAGAACUCGAGCUGGUGGAUUCUUUGGAUCCUUUCUCUGAAGGUGUUGUUUUUAGUGUCAGACCACCGAAAAAGAGCUGGAAGAAUAUUGCUAAUUUAUCUGGUGGUGAAAAGACUCUGAGCUCUUUAGCUCUCGUUUUUGCACUUCACCACUACAAGCCAACGCCGCUUUAUGUCAUGGAUGAAAUUGAUGCUGCUUUAGAUUUCAAGAACGUUUCAAUUGUUGGCCAUUAUGUGAAGGACAGAACCAAGGAUGCCCAAUUCAUCAUUAUAAGCUUGAGAAACAAUAUGUUCGAGUUAGCAGAUAGAUUAGUGGGGAUCUAUAAAACUAAUAAUUGCACAAAGAGCAUUACCAUCGACCCAGGAAGCUUUUCAGUUUGUGACAAAGUUGCUUGACAUUUUCCUUUUGGUUUUGAUAAUAUGUAUUAUAUAUAGAGAAAAGACAAUUCGUCUUUUUAUGCAAUUUCGUUGUAUACCUUCUUUACAUCAUGUAUUUAUGAUGGAAGUUUAAUGUAUGUCUUAGAUGUUAAACAGUAAUGAACAUUGAUUUUGUUAGUGGUCUUAGUUAGACAUGCAAAUAGUGAGUAAAAAACGUUGUAUCCCAACAUUCAGUUGUAUGUUCAUCGAUAUGAAAUUUGUAUUCUAUCACCA